CCCUGGCUCAGAUUGUGGCUGCUGCCGCUCAGGUUGAUUGGCAGUGGUCGGCGGAGAGGCCUGGCGCAGGCCCAGGCCCGAAGAAAGCUGCUUAGCCCUGCCUCGGUUGCCAUGGAGACGAGCAGGAGGCGGCGGCAGCGGCGAGCAGGAGGCUGUCAGUAAGCGAGCGGGGGGACUCGGGCGCAGGCGGCCGCGGGGGGCUGCAGGAGGGGAAGGCAGCCGCCACCUCCUCCUCCUCCUGCGCCGCCGCCGCCGCCGCUGCCGCCAUGGACAUGCACUGCGACGGUGGCGAGCCCACCGCGGUCGGCGAGCCGCCGCAGCCCGCGGGCAAGCUGAACCGGACUGCCUUCAAAUUGUUUAAGCGGAGGAAAUCCGGCGGCGCCAUGCCGAGCAUCUUCGGCGUGCGGGGCGGCAAAGGCAAGAGCGGCGACGGCGGCGUCGGCGUCGGCGGGCAGGCGGGCAUGGUGCGGAGCAGGACGCACGACGGGCUGGCCGAGGCGGUGAUGGAGAGCGGCAAGAAGGAGGAAUCGGGCGGCGGCGGCGGCGGGGACGAGCAGCCGGGCGACGGGGCCAAGGAGCCUUCCUCCUCCUCCUCCUCCUCCGCGGCGGUGGGCAAGCCGCACAGCUUCUUUGCGCUCUUGCGCAGAAGCGGCGGUAAAAGCGCGCGGCCCAAAGGGCGCGGGGGGCUCAAGGGGCUCUUCAGCAGCAUGCGGUGGCCCCGCAGGGACGGCAAGCCCGGUGGCGCCGGCGCCAAGGAAGACGAGGCCGGCGAGAGCUCCGGGAGCCAGCCCAGCCCCAGCCUCCUCAUGCCCGCCUCGCUGACUGCCAGCCUGGAAUGCAUCAAAGAGGAGGCGCCGAAGCCGCCGGCCGAAGCCCCCCCAAGCUCGCCUGGCUUGAUCGACUGGGACAAACUGCUCAUCUUCCAGCCCAGCCAGGCGAUUUCCACUCUAGAGAGGGAGGACGUGGACGCCCAGGAGCCGCAGGACCCCCUGAGCAGCCCCCAGGGAGAGGAGCCCCCCAGGAUCCAGGCCAAGGAGAGGCAUCCCGAGGCGCCCCAGAGCGAUGGCCAAGAAAGCAAGCAGGACCUGGCUAUAACAGGCUGUGGGGACAUUAUUGCUGACCCGGAGGAUGAUGUGGGCAGCGCCGGUGGCAGUGGCGGAGGAGGAAGCGAGAAGAGCGCCCCUGGGGUCAGCAAGCCUGGGCCCUCCAAAAAACCUCCCAGUGUGGUGGCUUACCAAGGCGGAGGAGAAGAGAUGGCCAGUCCUGAGCAGGUGGGGGACACUUGCGCCCCGGAAUUCUGGGAUAAUUUGUCCCAAACGGAGGAGAAGUCACAGGAGACCCCAGGAGGAACAGAAUCCCUUGAGGCCUCCAACGACAGCAAAAGGGUUCAGGAUGGGUUAGCCAGUGAGAAGCACCAGGUUCCAGUUCACCACAAAGAUCAGAAGAGCCGGGAAAAGGAACAAGAGGCUGUUCCUAGUGGUGACGAGGGCUAUUGGGAUUCUACCACACCCGGGCCCGAGGAGGACAAUACUAGCAGUGCCCAGAAAGAGGUCAUUCCCAGGGACAGCUACAGUGGGGAUGCUCUUUAUGAUCUGUACACCGAUCCAGAUGAAAACACAGCUGUGGUGACUUCUGCAGACAUCGUCUCUGUGACUUGCUGCAAGCCGCUGUCUCCAGUCACCAGCACAUGCCCGGUCCGAACCCAUACGACUUCACUCAAGGAUUCCAAGAUACCCAUCAGUAUCAAACAUUUUGCGUCGCCACAUGGCAGUCAUGGUCCGGAUGCCAGUAAUAGCCAUCAUAUUGCACAUCACCAGCCCACCAAAAGUGAGAUCCCUAGAACAAAAAUCCCAGUUUCCAAAGUGCUUGUGCAACGGGCCAGUUACCGAAGUUUAGCAGGGACAACAGGUAAAACAGCCACAUAUCAUGAAAGUGCCAAAAAAUAGGAGGCAAAGGUGGGCAUGUGAGUCUUUACAGUUUGGCAUCGUUCAUGGAAGCCACCUACAUGUGCCCCUUGUAUGAAUCCAAGAGACAUGUGCUUCUAAGUCCAUCUUGAUAUAUAGUGAUAUUCAUAUAUAUAUAUAUGAAUUUAGAUUCUUUUUGAGCACUUUUUAACAUUUGUAUCCUUUCCGUCUGAAGUGCUAAACACCCGGGUGGCCACUUUUCCAUGCCUUUUGUGGAAGCAAGACUUCGAUUAGGAAUAGAGUUAAUGAUACAAAACUGGUGCCAUGAAUUCUUCAAAGGGGACGCAGCUAUGGUGGGAGAGGAAAACCAAUACAAAAUGUUUGGUUUUAUGGCCUACACUGAGAAAUGGUGUGUGUUCUAGUGUGGAAAAAUAUGUCAAGUCAAAAUAAAAAGAGCAACGGCAGCACCAGCUCUGGCAUUCAGCUUGAGCUAUAGAGAGUAAAGUUAACUAGCAGCAGAUUCAUCACUCUUGUUAAAGGUAGCUGUUUAGCAAGAGGUGAGUUUCUAUAAUGAGAUUUUUUUUUUGCCUGUCUGUUUACUUUGUAAAUAGUUAAUGAAGACAUCUAGCAAACCCUCAGAUACUUACACCAGUAUUUUUCCCCCCAGUGCAUAGAAUAAUCAGGUUCAGGGAAUCGUUUUCCCAAAUGCCAAUAAAGAGACAGCUACAAUAUUUAUACAAUAAAUUAUUGUCCAUUAUAGAUACAUAUGUUAUUUAGUGGUAUGUUUUUUAAGAAAAUAUAUUAAAAUGUCUUUCUGUAUUUACUAGAGUUUAAGCAAAAUUAGUUUUUAUAGUUAGAUAAUUUUACAGUUCUAGAUUUAUGGGCUUUCUUAAAGAACCAUAAGUUGAUGCAAAAAUCUAUAUGGGUUCUUGAUAGCCCGCCCCCCAGUCCGAUAAACAUGUCUAUUGUGCUGCUCUUAUGCUAGUGACGCAUGCGUAAUACUGGAGUUAAGGUUCGAGCGGUAUCGUUGCAAGCCCCUGUUUUCAGGCGUUCCUGAAAACAGAACCUCAGCUCAGUCUUUGUAGAGCUGCAAACUCCCCACCAACCCCCAACAAUAAUCCAUUAAAAAUUAUCUUUGCUUAUUUAAUAAGAUCAGAUUCCCACCCCCACUCCAGAUUUAGGAGCAGAGAUUAUUUUGCUGUAAUGCAUAAAAGAAAUUUGGCAAUCUGUUAGUCCAUGUCACAAUUUGUCCAUGUAAGCAGGUCUCCUUAGAAUCUUGUCCAAAUCUUCUUAACUGUGGUCUGCUCCCGGAAAAAAUGUUCUUAGGAUUGCACUGGAAAUGGUUCAGUUACCUUGAACAUGACAGGCGUUGUUAGGGGAUAUUGAGCAGUGGUCAAAGAAGCAUCAUGUGAUGUUCUAAAGAUUUGUUUUCAAGAUAGACUGAAACAGCUUAAUCGCACAAUGGUGUCAUUGUAGUUAUUUUUAAAAUGUAAACCCCCCUCCCCUGAGAACAUCACUAAGCAAAGGAGCUGUUUCAAUACAUCUGAAAAAUAGCAUAUAUUUUAAAACAGGGUUUUAAAAAAACCAAUAUAUAGAAUACCGUAAAUUUACUUAUGUAAAUCAAAAAUGUUUCAUCCUAGUUUACAUUGUUUUGUUCUUUCCCUUUGAGUUCCAGCAAGUAAACAUAAGUGUGCGAAAGGUGCAAUCCUGUACAGAGUUGCUCCAGUCUAAGCCCAUUGAUAUGAGUGGGUUUAGACUGGAGUAACUGUCCUUAGCAUUGCACUGUAAAUAUACCAAUAAAUAAGACCUUAAAAACUGCCUUGUAACUGAAGAAAAUCUCACAAAUAGGAAGACUGCAGCCUUGCAUGCAGCUGGGUUGCUUGGAUCUUGUUGAUUUAAAUGGCACUUAAACAGCCUCUGUGCGGGAUUGCAUUCAGAAUCAAAAACCAAAAUGUUUACUCACAAGACCUAAGAUCCAAAAAACUGCUUUCAGCAUCCCCAAGGGCUUGGGCAUGCCCAGUAUGAUUUCAUUUUUUAAAAAAAAAUAUUUGAGAAAUUAGCUCCUCCUUCCUGUACCAUAUCCAGACUGCUUUUGAAAAGUUCCCUCAGUUCCAAUUGCUGUGUGGCUGCUGUUCUGAAACCUGAAUUCCCCAAAUCCCCUGGACAUGCGGAACAACGUAAUGAUGUAAACAGCUCUUCAGAACCUAAUAAAGAUUUCUGCUCACAGUUUAUAGAGAGUUGUGAAAUUAGUGAUGGGCUCCUUAGAGGGCUCAAGUAGCUCCCUCUGGGCACUUCCGCACAUGCGGAAUAAUGCACUUUCAAUCCACCCUCACAAUUGUUGGCAAGUGGAUUUUGCUAUUUCACAUGGUAAAAUCCAGCUGCAAAGUACACUGAAAGUGGUUUAAACGACAUUAUUCUGCAUGUGCGAAAGGGAAGGAAAUCUGUCCUUCAUUGCAAAGUGCUUUCAAAAGGGGGAUUUUCAAAUGAGGUUUAUAUGGCCAGGUGUCAGUUAAAAAUAAAACCCACAGAAUUCACACAAGCCCUUUGAAUCGCUGCCAAUGACGUCUCUUGCUUGCAACCAUGUAGCUCAAGCCACUUCACCCUGGAGAAUAUUGGGAAUGCCAUUUUUAAACAAGCAAAAAAGCUGAGAUUGGUCCUGUCUUCCAGUAUCCCAGAGGAGGGAGCCAGGGUUGAAUGUUAGCCUUUCACUCCAUAUCCUGUCUGUGUUGUUUUUUGUUACAGCCUAUUAGAUGAAUUCUAAAUUUGCUUAGUUGAUGAUAAAUUAAUUUGAAAUCAAUGAAUCUCCCAAGUAAAACUACAUGCUUAGAAUCAAAGUGCCAACGUGCUUAAGGGUGAUUUGUGUUGAAUACUUUCUCAGAGUGUAUUUGUGGGUGGCUGUAUGUGCAUCGGUUCACACACAGACAUGUACAUAUGCAUGUAUGUUCCUAUAGACACACAUACUGUACAUGCCCACAUUUCUGCACAUGCUAAUGGGCACAUACACUUCCAUGCACAGGCUAAUCGGCCAAGGGCACUUACAGCAAAUCUUGUCAAAUCAUGUUGACUGUUGUUUAUUUUUGCCUGAGAAACAGAUUCACAGAUUCUACUUAGGUUUUUUUUGGAGAAGAUGAUUUGGGAUUGGGGGAGGGGUGGAGAUAGUGACUGUCUGAGCCUUGUGUGUUCCCAUUGAAGGAGGUGAAACUACAGCAGAUUUAACAGCUGCCUCCCUGUAGCUGUGACAUUUUGGAAGGAAAGAAUAUCUAGAACCCCAAAUUCUAUUCCUGGUCGUGUAACAAUCAGAUAUUCGCAUCUUUCCAUCUGUGAUGCUUACUCCUCUCCUUCUGCAUGCUGUCUAUGCAAAACUAUCAGCAUUUUGUUUGUUUUGUUUUGUUGAUGGAGUAAUCGUGUAAAGAAGUGGCGCAGGGAACUGAAAGUCGAUCUAUGGAGAGGAUGUUGUCAUGUGCAGGAGGAAUCGUUUACUGGUCAAAAAAGCUGUUUGUGCAUUAUCUAAAGUAGUAAGAAACACUGUUAUUGUUUGGACCGUUUUCAUUGCUCUUGGAAAUCUUCACCAUGAUGCAUUUUCUUUACCUGUAGCCUGUAUGUAUUAAGAAACACUAGAGUUAACCAUAAAUAAGCUUCCCUUACCUAAGACACACCAUUAAAAUAUUUUGUCUUUCUUUCA
Molecule: messenger RNA, 5586 nt
Organism: Sphaerodactylus townsendi
Lineage: Eukaryota; Metazoa; Chordata; Lepidosauria; Squamata; Sphaerodactylidae
Gene: AMER2
Product: APC membrane recruitment protein 2
Exons: 2
Coding region: 267-1946 (559 amino acids)
Biological process (GO): regulation of canonical Wnt signaling pathway
Cellular component (GO): plasma membrane
Molecular function (GO): phosphatidylinositol-4,5-bisphosphate binding; beta-catenin binding
Source: RefSeq, a predicted model, not a curated record